AUGGAGAUCGAGAGAGUCCAAGACAUCUCAUCUUCGUCUCUACUAACGGAAGCUAUCCCGUUGGAGUUCAUCAGAUCAGAGAAGGAACAGCCCGCGAUCACAACUUUCCGAGGUCCGGCUCCGGCGAUUCCCGUCGUCGACCUCAGCGAUACCGACGAGGAGAGCGUCGCGCGCGCGGUGGUGAAGGCGAGUGAAGAAUGGGGGAUUUUCCAGGUGGUCAACCACGGGAUUCCGACGGAGCUGAUACGGCGGUUGCAGGAAGUCGGGAGAACGUUCUUCGAGCUUCCUUCGUCGGAGAAAGAGUCCGUCGCGAAACCGGAGGUUGCUAAAGACAUCGAAGGAUACGGAACGAAGCUGCAGAAAGAUCUAGAAGGCAAAAAAGCAUGGGUCGAUCAUCUCUUCCACCGAGUCUGGCCACCGUCGUGCGUUAACUACAGAUUCUGGCCUACGAAUCCACCUGAGUACAGGUAA
Molecule: messenger RNA, 471 nt
Organism: Thlaspi arvense
Lineage: Eukaryota; Viridiplantae; Streptophyta; Magnoliopsida; Brassicales; Brassicaceae
Source: the annotation of a GenBank genome assembly